Molecule: messenger RNA, 4064 nt
Organism: Hylaeus volcanicus
Lineage: Eukaryota; Metazoa; Arthropoda; Insecta; Hymenoptera; Colletidae
Product: AP-2 complex subunit alpha-2-like
Exons: 22
Coding region: 594-3542 (982 amino acids)
Biological process (GO): intracellular protein transport; clathrin-dependent endocytosis
Cellular component (GO): membrane coat; AP-2 adaptor complex
Molecular function (GO): clathrin-cargo adaptor activity
Source: RefSeq, a predicted model, not a curated record
CUUUGCUCUCUUGAAUGAGUUUCUCAUACUCAAUUUUUGGUUUUUAAAUAAAAAAUAUACAUUUUUUUGUGUUGAGAUGCAACGCGUCAAUCUUACUUUUUUAUUAUAAAAAGAAAUAUUACUUGCAUUAAAUUUUGAGGUUGUUACACGACAAAAUCAGUUUUAUAAUACUGAAAUUCUUGUACCAUGUAACGAAAACAAUGGUAAUCCAUUUUGUAUUUGACUCGAUAUUUUUUAAGGCACGACUCACUUAAAACAAAAAAGUUAUACUGACAUUACUUUAAAGACAUAAACGAUUAAGGGUUGUAUACGGUUCAUGGACUCAGAUGAUCCACGCGACUUUAUUGAUUUUCAUUAAAAAAUCAAAUUUGUUUUUCAGAAACGUUUUUUCUAUUACAGUGAAUGAUUUUGAAAAAAUAUUAUAAGUAGAAACUAAUGUCGUCGUGAUCUGAUUGCCUGAAUAACUUGCUCUUACAUGAAAAAUUGCAAUUCCUACGACAUGUAAAAUGUAACCUAAUGCUCGAGUAAAAAAGUUUGUUAUAUCUAUUGUAAUUGUGUUUAUUAACAUAGUCGUAAGAAUUCUUUUUAAUAUAAUGCAAAGUUCUUCAUGUCGAAAACAGUUUAGAGGGUUACAUAAAUUUAUACAAGAUAUACGGUCUUCCACGUGUAAAGCAAAUGAAGCUGGGCGUGUAGAGGAGGAGCUGGCAAAUAUUCGAAUAAAAUUUUAUCAAAACAAAAAUUUAAAAACAUGUGAAUUGAUGAAAGCUGUUUGGAAGUUGAUAUAUUGCUAUAUGUUGGGGUACCAAGUUACAAUUGGUCGCUUUGAAUCAAUCGUUUUAGUAGCAUCACCUAAAUAUUUUGAGAAACAAACUGGUUACAUUGCAUGCUCCAUUCUUUUUAGAGAUUCUGUUAAAAUGCUGAAUCUUUUAAGCAACUCAAUAAAACGAGAUUUAAAGUCUCGUUCUAUACCCAUUGUUACAUUGGCUCUUAACUUUUUAGCCAAUAGUCCAUGUGACGAUAUAGUAGAUCAUGUUUUCGCCGAUGUAGUAAAUUUAACUCUUUUUCAUAAAUCAUUUGACUUACAAGGAAGAGCUUACUUGGUACUUCUAUAUUUUUUCCGGUGUCGCCCAAGCUGUUUUGGUAAUUUGGAUUUAUGGGUCGCCAAAAUUAUAAAGCAUUUUGAAAAAGACGCUGAGAAGGAAAAUAUUCGAGCUAUUGUUCUCUUUACACUUGGGUUACUGGAAUCAUCAAUUUCCGAAAUUAACACUGUUCGCUUAUUGACGCCAAUCAUUAAUACACUUAGCCGAGUUGUCUUUGAUCGAAAACUUACAGGAAACACUUACUACGGUAUAAGUGAUCCUUGGAUGCAAAUCAAUCUUUUACGAGUUUUUCAAUUUUUUUCUCCGGACAUAAUAUCUGAUGAUCUAUUAGAACAUAUAAAUCGCAUUGUACGAAAUAUUCUAAGUCGUUCACUUACAUUGCCAAAUUUAGCUUCGUACAUUGGUUGUCGAGGAAGUAAUAUGGAGACCAUACAAGAACAUCGAUGUAAAAUUGCUGCAAUAUUUUUUGAAGCGGUGCACGUUCUUAGUGUUUUCAGUCCAGUUUUGGAUGCAACAGUAAAAUAUCAAGCGACUGAUCUCUUACUUCAGCUUUGUUCUAUUCAUGACCAUAAUAUUAGAUAUUUAGCACUACAAAGUCUUUCAAGUUUCGCAGUUCAUUCAGAUAUUCUAAAUAUUACCUAUCCUAUAACACAGAAUAUAAUCAAGCAAUUAGACGAGCCCGAUGACUGUUUGCGUCACCAAGCUAUGAAUUUACUUUGUAACAUAUGUCAAAAGAGUACUUACAACUUAAUUUUUUGCCAUCUCUUCAAAUACUUAACGAUAUCAUUGGACCAACCAGUCAUUGAAGAUUUACUUGUGAAAAUGAUCUACUUAAUUGAGAAACACUCUGAAAAUUUUCAAGAAUAUAUAGAUACAGUAUUUAUGCUUCUUUCGUGUGAAAAAAAUAGUUGUAAUGAUCAAUUAUGGCGAAGAAUCGUACAGGUAAUCACUCAAAUGGAUUCUGAAAAUCAUAAAGCUCAAGCGUAUGCUGCUUACAAAGCGUUCACAUUCUUAAUGGGGGCUUGUGUGAAAAAAGAAUUAGUGAAACUGUCUGCUUAUAUACUAGGAGAAUUCGGUCAUUUGAUUUACUCUAAAGUUACUCAAGAAAAACAGUAUGAAGCGUUAUGUUAUCAUUUACAUGACGUUGAUACAGACGUUAAAAUCAUUUUUUUAGUAGCCUUACUAAAAGUAGGCUAUGACAAUAAAAAAAUUAUAAAAAAGGUUUCCCAAAUAUUUCGCACAUACAGCGCUUCCAAACAUCUCCCAGUAGCUCAACGAGCACAGGAAUUCAUCGUGCUUCUUACGCUUGAUACGGCUUCAUUGGAGACUAUUUUAGCAUGUAUGCCGGUUCUCCCUAAGAAUGAUUUUAAUAUGACAAACUUAAUAAGACCUUCUCGUCUGUUCACAUUGAAAAAAGGAGUGCCGUCAAAAAAUUUACAAGAUAUUUCGCGUAGUCAAGACAUUCUUUUACGAAUACCAAGACUCAAAGAAACAUUUUCGUUUACAAAAGAUACCAACACGUCCUCUUUUGAUAAAGCAAGCUCUUCUUCCAAUGAUGGAAGCUCAACAGAAACAAGAACUCAAACUAACGUACAAUUUGCGCAAUCGUCGUUUGAGAGGUACGAAGAUCAUCUGGAAGUGUUCAAUCAACACGAAGAGCACCCAAAUCGUUGCGAAACCGUGACAACGACUGAUGAUUUAUCUCCAUUUCCCCUGUGGUCUCAAUUAUGUCUUUUACCUAAAGGUUUAUUGUGUGAUGAAAAUCCAGUACAAGCGUUUGUAAAUCAAACAUAUAAUCAAGGAGAAGGACAGUUGCAGAUAACUUGGAAGAAUAUGACUCAAGAGCCAAUCAUUUUAGACAGCUUAACCGUCGAACCAUGCAUUGGUUUAGCACAAAAGAUUAUUUAUGAUCCAACAUUACAAAAUGUUGCCGUUUUACACAACGACGCAAGUGAGGUUCAACAUGUUGUGAGACUUCGCCUAACAAGCGCGUUCCUUCAUUCCCCCCGAUAUUUUUGUCGUGGAAUUUAUGAAAUUUCAAAAAAGCAAUUUCUCAUUAAAACCACUUUACCUACCUGUAUGUUCUCAUAUAUGGUUCCCUCUGAAAUAAAAACUGAAGCAAUACCGCAAGAUGGAAUCACGGUAACACGCAUUGGCCAGUCUCGAUUUCCAUACGCAGAGUCAAUGAAAGAAAUUUCAAAAGUCCUUUCAGCUGGAUUUCACAUGAAUGUUAUACGUAAGAAAAAUAAAGUGAUUGGUAAUGGAUUACUUGAAAUGAAACCAAUUGAUGAGAAUUCUGUUAAUAUGUCAUGCUCUAUUCACGUUUGUCUCAAAAAUGCUGAUUUAUUUGAAGUUAAAGUCAAUACAAUGGAUGCUGCAUCAAGCGAUUAUCUUUCGCAACUUACUUGUUCUUAUAUUUUCACUAGUGAAUUCAUUCACUAAAAGUGAAAUACUAACCAGGUAUUUUAAAAAAACAAUAACAAAAAAUUUAUUAAUCUGUUGAAACAUUCAACAAAUAAAAUAUUUAGUACAAUAGACAAAAACUAUGUCGUUUUAGUUUUGCGAUUGAAUCUUGUUUCAAACGUAAAAUGAUUUGGACAAAAAUUUUAGCACUGUUUAAAAUUUUUCGAACCAUUUUUUUUACAAAAAAAAAAUGAACAUUGUAGAAAUGAACUAUGGCAUAACAAUGGAAAUUCCUAAUGUUAGUUAAUACCAAGGCUUUACAUGCUAAGUUUUGAUGGUGUUUUUAAAUGAAACUUGUUCGAUCUGCAUAGAAUCUUGGCAACUUGCUACCGUUUUAAGCAGACAGUAACGAAACAUUUCAGUCUUUGCUUCGUGUUGCGUCACGGUGUUGUAACCGAAUAUAACCAAAGCUUUUCAGUAGAAUUUGUUUGUAAUGACGUUUCUGUAUUAAAAAAAAAUGUUAUGAUCAUCUAUCUAGAUUUGAUAUUAUUAACAUCAAUU